Messenger RNA from Meriones unguiculatus (Mongolian gerbil), 1599 nucleotides. RefSeq names its product G protein-coupled receptor 180 (gene Gpr180). NCBI's taxonomy places the organism in Eukaryota, Metazoa, Chordata, Mammalia, Rodentia, Muridae. Gene Ontology annotation, biological process: response to pheromone; G protein-coupled receptor signaling pathway. The record is from RefSeq and is a predicted model, not a curated record. The transcript has 9 exons. The coding region runs from base 67 to 1392 and encodes 441 amino acids.
CCGCUGCCGACGUGGGCUGCAGGCCGCAGGCGGUUGCCGGGCGCGCGAGCGGAGCUGGCGGCGGGCAUGGGCGGCCUGCGGCUGCUGGCGGUAGCCCUCACGUGCAGCUGCUGGUGGCCGCAGGGCGGCCAGGCCAAGACCGUGCGGGGCAGCUUCAGCAGCGCCGCGGCCCGGGACGCCCAGGGCCAGAGCAUCGGCCAUUUCGAGUUCCACGGUGACCAUGCUCUUCUGUGUGUCAGAAUCAACAACAUAGCAGUAGCUGUUGGGAAAGAAGCUAAACUGUACUUGUUCCAAGCCCAGGAAUGGCUCAAGCUGCAGGAGAGCAGUCCUGGUUACACCUGCACUGAGCGGCUAUCCAGAGCUCAGCUGACAAUGACAAUGAACCAGACUGAGCACAACCUGACCGUGUCCCAGCUCCCAGCUCCCCAAACGUGGCACGUGUUUUAUGCAGACAAGUACACAUGCCAAGAGGACAUGGAGAGCGCCCAGGCAGAAGACAUCCCAUUUGAAAUGAUGUUACUAAACCCGGAUGCUGAAGGAAAUCCAUUUGAUCAUUUUAGCGCUAGAGAAUCUGGCUUACAUGAGUUCUUUUUCCUCCUAGUCCUAGUGUACUUUGUGACUGCCUGCGUCUAUGCGCAGUCCCUGUGGCAGGCCGUUAAGAAGGGAGGACCCAUGCGCACCAUCUUAAAGGUCCUGACAACUGCGCUGCUGCUCCAGGCCGCAUCAGCCUUAGCUAAUUACAUCCAUUUCUCCAGGUACUCCAAAGAUGGAAUAGGGCUACCUCUUAUGGGAAGUUUGGCAGAAGCUUUUGACAUUGCCUCCCAGAUUCAGAUGCUAUACCUGCUUCUGAGCCUGUGCAUGGGCUGGACAGUAGUCAGGAUGAAGAAGCCUCAGAGCAGGCCGCUGCAGUGGGACGCCACCCCCGCAUCCACAGGCAUCGCAGUGGUCAUAGUCAUAACGCAGAGCAUUUUGCUACUUUGGGAGCAGUUUGAGGACACCAGUCACCACAUCUCACAUUCGCACCACAGUUUGGCUGGGCUCUUGCUGAUCAUCUUAAGAGUGUGCCUCGCACUGUCGCUGGGCUGUGGACUCUACCAGAUCAUCAGCGUGGAGAGGAGCACGCUCAAGAGAGACUUCUACAUCACAUUUGCCAAAGGCUGCAUCUUGUGGUUCUUAUGCCAGCCAGUGCUCGCCUGCAUCGCUGUUGUUCUUAAUGACUACCAAAGAGAUAAAGUGAUUACAAUAGGCGUCAUCCUCUGCCAGUCCGUCUCCAUGGUUAUUCUGUACAGACUCUUCCUGUCCCAUAGCCUGUACUGGGAAGUUUCUUCCCUCUCCUCAGUAACACUACCACUGACCAUCUCAUCUGGACACAAAAGUCGCCCUCAUUUCUGAUACUUGAUUUUUGUUGAAAGAAGAAGUGAAUUGCAUAAGUGCAAUAAGGAUCCAAAUGCAAUGACUUCUUUUCAUGCCUUUGCUAUGAAAGACUGAACAGCGAAAGCAGAGCAUGUUCUUUACAUAACUGCAUUUCAGCAGUGCCAGAGCUCAGAAAGGUAAGAAAUGUUCUGGAGUGUACUCAAACAAUAAACUUUGAAAAAAGAA